AUGCGACCCGCCGCUGCUUCGGCGUGCUCGCACAUGGACAACUUGCGUGGAUCAGCUCUGUUCCCGCAACCGAGCACACCGGAGCCGCAGCGCUUCCAAUUCCGAAGCCUGCGGUGGUACUCGGAGACACAGACGCCAACGGCCCAGCAUGACGGAGCUGAGCCCUACGCACCGGAGGAGGUGGCCUAUAUGUAUGCUGACGAGGAAGGUGUGUCGCAUGCGCAGCGCUCUAUCGUAGGGCAUGUCGCGCUGUGGCAGCCGCAGGAUGACGGCGCUAGCCCUUGCACACCGCGAACGGUGUGCCAGUCUCGGACGAGGCAGUGCGCAGCGCUAGCGAACACGCAUCCCUUUCCCGCCUCACUAUGCACCGCCUAUGCAUCCGCUGCUCCCCUGCAGCAGUCACCAUGCUCAUUCAUGCCAUCCAUCGCGGAUGCUCCCGUGGUGCGUCGCACUCGGUCUCUCUCGUGUCCAAGUGCCGAUCGAUCCGUCGCACCAGCUCGCUGUUCAGUCGGGUACGGCACCAGCAGUCGAGAAGCAGGGCAGAGCAUUGGUCGAUACACCACCGUAUUGAGUGGUGUGCCAUCCACCGGCGUGAAUACGUGUGACACGCCGUCCGCCGUUUCGGCUGCACGCGCGACAGUGCCGUUACACUCGCCGUUCCCUACGGCAACGCUCUCGAUGGCGAAUGAACACGUCUGUACGCUUCAGGAGCGCCACGACGGUGUCGGUGAUCUGCCCGCUUGCGGAAGCAACGACGUCUUUCUCAUGCACACAUACACCACGCAACCGUGUGCCACCUCCGCCUCCGUCCCACGGCUCACGCGUCUUUCGCUCUCUUCCAACGGGCACAGCCCUGCUGUGCCGACGAACUGGUCUAUUGGCCGCCCGACCACGCUGCGUUGUCGCGACACGGACUCUGACGUGCACUGCGACUGGGGCGCCAUUCAAGGGGAGGAUGAGGAGGACAAGGAGCCGGUCAUCGGUUGUGCGACACAAGUCUGGCGCGUCUCUGACGAGGUGCGGAUGCCGCUGCAGUGUUCCCAUGGCACAGAGGAGAAAGAGGAGGAGACGUUGCUCGGCGUGCCGAUCUCGCAUCGUGGUGACCACCUGACAAACGGCAGAGACCUGUUUGCAUCCCUGCCACCCAUUGCGUGGCAGCCGGCACCGCUGCUAGCAUCUUUUUCGGGCUCCCAGCUCGACGUUUCCAGUUGCGCCGAGGACAACGCUGUGCUGUUGAGCGGUGCACCUGUGGCGAGCACCGAAGAGGAAACCCACAAUGACAACCGCGAGGUGACGCGAUCGAACGCGAUACCGGCAACAGGAGACGUUGCAGCCACGGCAUUGAACGGUUCCUUUGCGGACUUGGAGGCUGCACCGCGCAAGGGCUAUGCCCGGUCCAACAGCGGCACGCCUCCGCCAAGCGAUCUCUGGUCUCUCAACAACGCAGCAAACUCGCAAGCGCACGAUCGCGCCGCUAAUGGAGUGUCUGCAGGUGUCGAACUCGCGUCCCACGCAGAUGCGUCGGAGACCAACUCUCACCACUUGGGCGCAUCUCUGUGUGCCAACAUCGGCAGUGGCUGCAGUGCCCGCUUGGGGACAGCUGCGGAGUGGCGCGAACACAUGUCUACCGCCACCCCGCAGGGACGGGGCGUGUGGGUGGAUGUCCCGGGGCAGCUGCGUGGGUCUGAAUAUCCCGCCUCCACGACGACGGCCGAGGCGGUAGCCGCGCGGCUGGCGCACAUCUCUAUCCACACCUCUCCUACCCCAAAGCGACUUGCGUUUGAAGAGGAAGAGCUUGUCGAGAGGGUCGGCGGUGGCGACUCGCCGAUGCUGACCCCUGCGGUGCGCAUUGUCGCAGACGACGCUGCUCAACAGCGCGCUUGCAACGACGCUUCAUCUGCUCAAGGCGGUGGUGGCUCUUUCGACGUUGGCCUCCAGGGUAGAGGCGCCGGGGGCCUGAGCAGGAGCUGCAUGCGGUGGGCGUCGGCGUUUGGCGAUAGUGGCCAUCGUGAGCCGUGCGGCAGUCGCAUCCCCAGCGGACUGCAGCUCCUCCGAUCCCGAAAACGCUGCCUUUCCGAAAUGCAAGCGACAGACAUGCAGGAAAGGCAUGCCAGCACGCUGGUCUCCGGAGGUAUCAACGACGCACGUGGUUCAAGCAAUCUUGUACCUGAUAGGGUCGACUGUAUGAACUUAGCGACUGCUUUUGAGAACCUAGAGGAGGAGGAUGGCGACGGCGACGGCGACGAGGACGCAGUGAAGAGGCAGAGGCGCGAGGCGCAGCAUCGUAGACGACUGCAGCACCUUCUUCCAGCUGCGCUAAACACGAUGGAUGACCUCAUUCCGGCACCGGUGCAAACUCUUGGGACGGGAGUGGCUUCCUCUUCAUCUAUGCUCUCUUCGCACGUGCGUAGCGCCGUGCACUGGAUCCAGUUGGCGCAGGAUCAGGAGCAUCAACCAGACCACACCAGCAACGACGACCCGGCUUCGUGGAGUCAGCUGAGCAGCAUUAGCCACGUGACGCCGGCGUCGCAGAGCACGUCGAUGGGCCUUUGGGGGGUGCCAAACACACUCUCUCAAGGCCAUCACGGCGCCGGCGUGGUGUGUUCCGUCGGCUCCGGCUCGCAGGUGCUGACACCGCUCCAAACAAACGUGACGCCACAGCCAUCACGCAAGCCGUAG
Leishmania mexicana MHOM/GT/2001/U1103 is the source of this 2679-nucleotide messenger RNA. RefSeq lists its product as hypothetical. The record is from RefSeq and is a predicted model, not a curated record. Lineage: Eukaryota; Euglenozoa; Kinetoplastea; Trypanosomatida; Trypanosomatidae. The transcript has a single exon. The coding region runs from base 1 to 2679 and encodes 892 amino acids.